UUUGACAAGACAAAACAGACCAGAUAGGGACGCCGAGAAGGAGGGAGGGUUGAAUGCAAUGAAGAGGAGAGGGGCGGACAGGCUACCUUCCAAGAGGGUCCUAGCGCAGCGCCGCGCAUGGGAGGCGGGGCAGAGAUCUUUAUGACUCUCCCUCCCUUUCCCCCUUCUUCUUUCAAGCGCUUUAAGGUUUUCGCCGCGGGUUGACAAACUCCCCGCCUUCCUUCCUGACUUCGCACGACGCCACACUCUGUGGACUGGGAUCGUUUGGCCCGCUUGGCUGGAGACAGAGAAGUGUCGGGAAGAGAAGAGUUAGUCAGCAACAGAGGAGGAGGAAGCAGAGGAGGAGGAGGAGGGCACGACGGAGUCAUGGAAAACCCUCUGCAGCCGCAGCAAGAGCAGCCCGGCUGGGGGGGAGGCAGAACCUGCGUGUCGAGGCUGGGCUGAGGCGGGCAGGUGCGGGGGUCGUGUUGCUUGCGCGAGGAGGCCAAGCAGCAGCCGCAGCGGCUGCUCAUUCGCUCCCCAUCUCACUAGAGUCGCCCGGGCUUGGGGAAGCGACGGACAGUCACGGAGGAGGAGGAGAACGAUGAGGCAGCUGCGACAGUCGCCUCUGUCUCAAGGCGCGUAAGGACAGGGAAGGAGGGCGCCCGCCAGCCAGCCAAGCGGAGGAGACGGGGGCAGCGGCUGAGGUGCGCGCCUGUUGCGGGCGUGAGGAAGGAGCGGGGCUAGAAGCCAGGCUGAUAUGGGGCAGGUGAGGGGCUGAGUGGAAGGAGAAAGAGGUGGGGAGCCUUUUAUUGGCCGCCGCGCGGGUCAGGCAGGCGAGAGGAGAGGAGCCGGCUCAGGCUUUUUACGGGCAUUUGUCGCGAGGGGCAGGCUUUUGUGGGCUAAGAGUAUAUUGGAGAAGAGGGGGGUUGGCAAGUGACCGUUGGAAUCAGGCUUGGAGAUGGGGCGGUGAAAAUAAGCCUUUCAUUUAUCCUCCCUCGUCUCCUUUCUCCCUUCUUCUCUUCCGCCCCCUUCGCUUUUCCUCUGUCGGGUUGUGUGAGGUCAGAGCCGAGGCGAGCCAGGGAAAGGAGGAGUUUGCGCGGAGCUCGGCGGAGAUGCGGUUUUGUUUGCGCCCCUCGAAGGCGGGUCGGCUAUAACAAACCCGGGGAGCGGGAGCUUGUUGGGUUGUUCAUGUAGGCGCGCGCGCGCGCGUGUGUUUUAGGGGACGAAAGAACAAAGUGGACCAGGGCCGCUCUGUUGUCCCUUUAUCCCCCCCCCUUUGUGACAAUGAGCGUCAGCGGUUGUUGCCAGAUUGUUUUUAUUUAGGCUAGACGCGCAAGCAGGGAAUUUUGGGAGGGGGAGGAGGAGGAGGAGAUCGACAACGCUGUCCUCCUUCUGGCGCUCUCUGUAGAACAGGUAAAACGCAAUGGGCUUCAGCCUUGGUUGACACUGCCCCGUGGCUCUGUGAUUCAGAGCCUUUGAUUCAGUUGAGGGAGGGAGUGUGUAUAUGUAUUGGGAGAAGUCUAGCUUUUUGUUGUCUAAGCUUUUCUCCCGGCAGGUUAUAAAUAGACCUCAGACGCUGUGUUAAAGAAGGACACUCUGGCAAGAUCCAGGGAGGGAGGGAAGUAGGCAGGCACUGGAUGUAUUUAGCUUUUCCCGCAAGCAGGCUGCUGCCACCGCCACAAUAAAUGCCCGGAGGAGGCCUAGCUGCUAGAGAUUCUUCUGAACUGUUAAGGAUAAGGGCUGGAUUUUAUUUUACUAUUCCAACAACAAAAAGAGAGAGCAAUCUAGCUGGGGACAGCAUCACUGAGACUACAAAGAGAAGGGAGAGAAAAGAUCCUGGAUAAGACCCCCCCUUUUUUCUGAGACUUGGAAGAAAAAAAUAUUUCGACUGAAGAUGAAGCCGGACAGAGAUACUUUAGAUGAAUACUUUGAAUAUGAAGCUGAGGAAUUCCUCAUCAACUUGGCUUUGCUGAUUACUGAAGGAAGAACACCAGAAUUUUCUGUGAAGGGUAGGACUGAAGGAUUCCACUGUCCUCCAGCGCAAUCAAGCCAGCCAAUAACAACUAAACAUGAAUGCAGUGAUCAAUUGUCUCAGUGUCGUCAAGCUAGGCGCACGAGGUCCGAGGUUACGUUGUUGUGGAAGAAUAAUAUUCCUAUUAUGAUAGAAGUGAUGCUACUUCCAGACUGUUGUUAUAGUGAUGAAGGGCCCACAACAGAAGGGAAUGACAUAAACGAUCCUGCAAUCAAGCAAGAUGCACUGUUGCUAGAAAGGUGGAUUUUGGAGCCAGUUCCACGACAAAGUGGGGAUCGAUUUAUUGAAGAGAAGACCCUCUUAUUGGCUGUCCGCUCUUUUGUGUUCUUUUCUCAGUUAAGUGCUUGGCUGAGUGUUUCACAUGGAGCAGUCCCUCGUAAUAUACUCUACAGAGUAAGUGCUGCACAUGUGGAUCUUCAGUGGGCAUUUUCCCAGACACCAACUGAGCAUUUUUUCCCUGUUCCAAAUGUUUCUCACAAUGUGGCCUUGAAAGUCAGUGUCCAGUCUUUGCCUAGACAAUCUAACUAUCCAGUCCUGACCUGCAGUAUUCACACCAACCUUGGCUUUUAUGAAAAGAGGACAGAUGAGCAUAAUAUCCACCAGCACUGUGAUUCCAUUAAGGCAGAGCAAUGCAGUGUGCCCACCUCACAGCAUGCUUGUGGCAGAAUAAUGAGAACUGAAGGUUUGCUUGGUGUGAAAAAAGGCCCUGAGUUUAGUACAGCUGUCAAAAGCCUGAAACGCUACCCAUCAACUGGACCUGUGUCUGACUUUGGGGCAUCAGAAUCUAAAGGUCAAUGCUACAUGGCUGCUGUUGACAGUAAGACGUCACCACAAGAAACAUCAGAGAGAGCUUUAAAAUCGUUUUGUUUAGCUGACUCCCAUGUACAUAAUGGCUACUCUUCCCGCCAGUCAUUAGGAGAGUCUAUUCCUUUGAUAGGCUGUUUACUCCAAGAGCGACAUGAAGUUAUAGCAAGAAUUGCUCAGCAUCUGAUUCACUGUGAUCCAGCAACGUCACCUGUCAUGGGACGACCGUUCAACACAAAUGAAACAGGUUUGGUUAACUCAAAAGUUACACGCAGUGCAUAUGAAGAGGAAUGUUUGGUGAAGAAAGGAAGGGAAUUGUCCUCUACUUCUGUUGCUAACUCAGAACUUACUUCAUCAGAAAAUAGUAAUGUUGGAAAAUCUCGAAUAAGAACAGAAACACCAUUGUCUGAUUCUCAUGUUCCAGUUAACCAGUGCUCCCGCCAAACUAUAGAUGAAGCUAACCCUCUGAUAAGCUCUUUACUUCAAGAGCGGCAGGAGGUUAUAGCAAGGAUUGCCCAGCACCUGAUUCACUGUGAUCCACCCAUGUCUCAUGUUAGUCAUCCUGUGUUUAAUGUUCAUGAAAUUAGUUCAGUUAAUCCAAAGGCUUUUCACACUUCAUGUGAAGAGGACAACCUGUUGAAGAAAGGCAAGGAAAUAUUUUCAGAUCCUUUCUCUAAUUCCAGAUUGACUUCCUUGAAAGACAACCAAAAAACAAAAGGUAAAACACCAGCAACCCCUUUGAAUUCAUUUAGAUAUGAUGCAGAAUUGAAGUUGUCUCCAAAAUCCCAAGCAAGAAGGAAACUCCUGCUAGCAGAACCUAAUGAAGUAGUCCAAAACACAUUUCAGCCAUCUGAAAUCAAUAGAAAUAAAAGUCCGUUAACAGACAUAAAACAAUCAUGUAGCAAAGAAGAUUGUAAAUCUGAACUGGCAGACAAAUUAGAAUAUUUACUUUCUGGUUGCCCUCAUAAAUCUCAAGUGGUAUUGAAAGGUAUGGCCAAGCAGUGUUCAGAUUACAAUAGCAGUGAUGACCUAAUUUGCACAGAUAAACAGAAGGACAAAACAAUCACUAGCGAAAACAACAUCCCAGACUGUUUAAACAAUCCACAGUUGCAUCAGUCCAAAAUACUUGAAAAUGUGAAAGUGACGGUAACACAGGCACCUGACAGUUUGCACAAAAAUGAACUUAAGCGCUUAAAUAAAGACUCUAAACAACCAAAUAUUUGUGAACAAAACUCCCAACUGACUAGCAUUGAAAAUUAUUUACAUAAAGAUCACGAAGGUUUCAAAUGCAAAAACAAACAAGAAAAAGUGAAAAAUGCACAUGAUGAGAAUGAUGAUCCAACAGACUGUGAAGUUCAAAAACGUUCUCAGAAGAAGCCUGUAGAAGACUGCUUGGUGGCACUGCUUGAACAAAAGAAGAAUGCAGAGACGCUGUGCGCAGUACCACUAAAACACGUGUGGCAUAGAAACAAUUUUCGCCAUCUGGAUGGAACAUCUACUAAGGCUUUCCACCCUCGAACUGGAUUGCCUCUACUUUCAAGUCCUGUUCCUGAAAGAAAAACACGAUCUGGAUGUUUUGAUUUAGAUACAUCAUUAAUACAAUUGAAAUGUUUGUCCUCCAGAAGCCCACAAGAGUGCAUAAGGAGAGAGAGUGAUCCAGAUGUCUAUGAGAAACCAUUUCUGAGUUCCAGCGCACCACCCGUAACAGGUCUUAGCCUCCUUGGAAACUUUGAGGAGUCUGUAUUAAACUAUCGUUUGGAUCCCCUGGGCACUGUAGAUGGCUUCACAGCUGAAGUGGGAGCAAGUGGGGUCUUCUGUCCUACACACAUGACUCUUCCGGUUGAAGUUUCAUUCUACAGUGUUUCUGACGACAACGCGCCCUCUCCGUACAUGGGUGUCAUUGCUUUAGAGUCGCUUGGUAAAAGGGGUUACCGGGUACCUCCUUCAGGAACAAUACAAGUGACCUUAUUUAAUCCCAACAAGACUGUGGUGAAGAUGUUUGUGGUGAUAUAUGACUUACGAGAGAUGCCAGCCAAUCAUCAAACAUUCCUACGGCAAAGAACCUUUUCUGUCCCUGUGAGACGAGAAACAAAGAGAAGCAUUAAUAAAGAAAAUAGAAGACAUACUGAAGAACGACUCCUACGCUACCUCAUUCAUCUGAGGUUCCAGAGUUCUAAAUCUGGAAAGAUCUACCUCUACAGAGAUGUAAGACUCUUGUUCUCUCGAAAAUCCAUGGAAGUUGAUAGCGGCGCUGCAUACGAACUCAAAUCUUACACUGAAUCUCCAACAAAUCCUCCGUUUUCUCCCCGAUGUUAGCAAGAAGCAACAAUGAAAGUAUUUGCUCCAUUACCAGAUUACUAUUUAUUAAGAUGAACAAUUGGUGUAAAGUAUGCUGUGUAAAAGUUAAAUAGCAAAGAAAGUGAGACGGUGGACAAAUGAGAGUCAAAGCUCUUCUAGGCUCUUGGACCAGUACUUUAAAAAGCUUAUGGAAUGAGCUUUGUGUAUUCCAAGCAGACUGGAACAUACUUAGUCCUAAUCUUUUUAUACUGGUUAUAAACCACUUCAUUGGACGUGUUGCAAUAGCAGAUUCCCAAAUUAGUUUAGUGUUUACACCUUAUUUUAUUUUUUGGUUAUUUAAUAUUUAAUGUUUCUUUUACUUAAGUGAUGUUUGUCUUUACUGUUCUAAUGUAGCACAAAUCCUAUGUAAAAUCAUAUUAUGUAUUUUUGACAUUAAUAUUGAAAUCUGAAAUAUAUACAGAAGUCUUUACUUUGUGCGAUGUGUUUUUAAGUGAUACUUAAGCUGCUUAAAACAAGGAUGGGAUUUUGAACUUCCAUUGCAUUAUCAUACUAUGCAAGCAUGUAGGGCAGGAUGGGUUGUGUAUUUUUUUCAUAUUGCUCAUUUCUUCCCCCAUAUAGGUCCCAUGAUAACACCUGAAAUCGUACUGCAAAAUUAUUUCAUUAAUUCACAUCAUUGACCUGACUCAUAACAACACCCCUUCCCCCUUUAAAGACCUCCCAUCAAAGCCUUUCACACUGUUCUAAUCAGUAUCAACAAUUUACAUAACUGUCCCAUACCUGACUUUCUCAGACUGUUUUUUUAAAAAAGAUGUACUGUGAACACAAAGUAGUAUUUAUAUCUUAAAUAUAUGUUAAAA
Molecule: messenger RNA, 5973 nt
Organism: Rhineura floridana
Lineage: Eukaryota; Metazoa; Chordata; Lepidosauria; Squamata; Rhineuridae
Gene: ATOSA
Product: atos homolog A
Exons: 12
Coding region: 1877-5134 (1085 amino acids)
Source: RefSeq, a predicted model, not a curated record